Molecule: messenger RNA, 1614 nt
Organism: Brassica rapa (field mustard)
Lineage: Eukaryota; Viridiplantae; Streptophyta; Magnoliopsida; Brassicales; Brassicaceae
Source: RefSeq, a predicted model, not a curated record
GAAGCAGAAAUGUUCGUACGGACUCAUUAGUAAUAGAGACUAAGAUCAGAAUCGUGUAUAUCAAUCUAAUCUAGUUGUAUUGUAAGUAGCUGAAAAAGUCUUUUUAGUCGACGAAGUAAACGGCGUGUAACGGGCAAUUGUGAUAGUGGAGAGUAUGCCCCAUAAGAGCAUGUACAACGCGGGUUGUUAGUUAAUCCUUAAGUGUAAUCCUUAGCUUUUUGUGAUUAAAUAAACAAUAAAAAUAUCGAUUAAGCUAAGGAUGAAUCCUAAAUUAAGGAUUAAAAGGACGGAAUCCGUAAUGCGCUGGCGUUACGUGAGUGGCUGGAGUCACAUUUGUUUUUGGUGGGGUGAGUGAAAAAAAAACGCGAAGAAAUUCAUUUGUUCGACCCAAGGAAAAAAAAAACCAGAGGCGUGACGGAGGCGAUAGAGGGGCGAAUCGUGAUCGUCGUUGUCGAAGGUAAAUCCGGCUUCUCUGUCUGUUAAUUUUUCUUCUGGGCUUGAUGCAUGUUCAUUUCAUCGGUUGAAAGGGUUCGAUUGUGGGGUUUAAAUAGAAUUAGGGUUUGAAAUGGGAUUGGGGAUUUCAAUCGAAUUAGGGUUUUUGUCUGGGUUUGUAAUUUUCUUAUUUUCGAGGCGAUGUUGUGUUGUUAUUGACGCGAUUCCAGGUUCUGGAUUGAGUAAAUGGGAUUGGGGAUUUUAUUCGAAUUAGGGGUUUCUUCUGCGUUUGCUAAUUUGUUCUUUUAGAUAGGAUUGUUUGUUGUUCUCGUCGGGAAUGAAAUCGAAAUAGGGUUUUGUUCUGGAUUGAAAUCGUAUAAUGGUUUUCUUGUCGGUUCACACUCGAUAAAAGGUUUGAGGCUGGAUUUGUUUUCGUUGCAGGUACAGAAAUGGAGGAAGAACUUCGAGAUAUGAAAGCACACAAAGCGUACAUCAGCAUGGUUGAUUUCGUUGCAGAAGCGCAACAGGGCAUUCCCAAACUGUGCCCCUGUGGCUCAAUCACGAAGGAAACCGUUGAUGAAGAGGACACUUACGACUACCUCCCUGGGAAAAGAUACUUCAUCUGCAAAGACUUCGAGAAUGACGGACUUCAUUUCAGGCAACCAUGGGUUACGGGUGUGACAGAAGAGGUUGAGAGGCUGAAACUACGGGUUCACGAGCAUGAGAAGCUUCUCAGAGAGUGUGAGGCACUUAAGGCACAGGUUGCAAUGCUGGUAAAGCGGGUGACAGAACUUGAAUUACUGCACUAAGGUUAGUCUAACUGAACUUUAUUAGUUACUAUAUAACUCGCUAGUUACUAGUUUUAGUUGUUUGAAUAGAAACGGAUAGGACAGGCACCUGUUUAGUUUGAAAUCUGUACACUUUGCGUUAAUGAACUUGUAGAGUGUGUAGUUAUAAAUGCUUAGCUUAACGACCAUUAAAUUUUCUAUAGCUGUUGUGAUAGGACAGUUUUCUACUUGUAUUGAAUGUAGAAUCCCUUAUUUAAUCUUACUAGUUUCUAGUAGAGAAUCACACAGUUUUAUUCAUACUCUUUACAAACUCCUAAAUGGAAAGCUCUUCUAGUUUUGUUAACCUGUUAACGAGUCAAGGGGCAGUUGACCUUGACUCAUUAGAAACUCCGGC